AUGGGGAGAAAAUGGACAUACUGUGCUGUUUACUCCAUCAUCCAGAUACAGUUUUUCAGGGGAGUUUGGGAAGAAACAUUCAAUGCAGAAGAAGCCAUAUAUGCUCCACCUGGUUCUGAUGUCAACUUGACCUGCCAAAUCAAGGAGACAGACUUCCUGGUACAGAUGCAGUGGUCCAAGGUCACUGAUAAAACUGAUGUGAUUGUUGUUUAUCAUCCCCAGUAUGGCUUCCACUGUGUCCCAGGGCACACCUGUGAGUCCCAGGUAGCAUCCUUAGAAACUCGGGAGAAUGUCAUAAAAUGGACUCUGCACUUACGGAAUGUCUCUACCACCUUCAGUGGAAAGUAUGAGUGCAGCUUUACUGUGUAUCCAGACGGCAUCCAGACUACAGUUCACAGCCUCCUUGUGGCACCUGUUAUACAAGAUGAACACAACCAUACAAUAGACACAGAGACGAAUCAGACUCUGGAAAUACCAUGCUUUCAAAACACCUCCUCAGAAAUUUCACCUGGGUUCACCUUUGAAUGGUUGGUGAAGAAAGAUGGAGUCCAGGAAGUUCUUUUCACCCACAAUGACCACAUCAACUAUUCUGCAUCAUUUAAAGGCAGAGUCAAACUGGGUGCAGACUCUGGACUCCACCUGUCUCCAGUCCAAAUCCAAGAUGAUGGCAAAACAUUCACUUGCCGCCUGACAGUCAAUCCUCUUGAAGUCUGGAAGACCUCCACUAUAGUCAAGGUUUUCGCUAAGCCAGAAAUCCUCCUGAUUGUGGAAAACAGCACCGUGGAUGUCUUAAGAGAGAGAGCAUUUACCUGCCUACUGAAGAAUGUCUUCCCCAGAGCAAAUAUUACCUGGUUAAUAGAUGGAAAGUUUCUUCAAGGUGACGAACAAGGAAUACACAUUACGAAUGAUGAGAAAAAUGACAGAAGUGGAUUUCGGGAACUGAAGUCUGUUUUAACAUGGACACAUAGUAAGAGACCAGCUCAAUCAAACAGCAUGACAAUUCAGUGUAAGGCUCUGUCCCCAGGCCCCAGAAACAAAAUGUGGAGUACUUCAUCACAAGCUAUCAUGCUACCCUCAGAUUUGGUGACUGCCACAAAGGAAUAUCUAGCCAGAAUGACGGGAUCUACCCUGGGCACAAAACCUUUUCCAGAUGACAAUGUGUCUCCUACAAGGUCUCCAGCUAUGUCUUCAAUGACCAUUGUAGAUGGGGAUGUGGCUACACCAGAUGCAACUUCUCAAGCUUCAAGAGCUGCUUCUUCUGAUCGUGGAUCUUGGCCUACUCCUUCCAUUUCUCCUGCAGAAUGGCUGUCAUUGCCUGGUACUUCCCCUGGACCUCAAGAGCCAGAUGCCCCAGCAGUUUCAUGGAUACCCAGUGAAAGGCACACUUCAACCCCCUCAGAGGCAAGCUUGGCUCCUCAAGAUGUCAUCACUAGCACAACCAACAAACUUCCUGAUGUCCCUAUAACUGCAAAAGGAACAACUGAAAAUGAGUACAGUCAUAUCACAAAUAUAACUAUUAGUAAGCCCAGAGAUGGAAUGUCCUGGCCUGUGGUUGUAGCAGCUUUGCUCUCUUUCUGCACAAUAUUGUUUGGGCUUGCAGUAAGGAAAUGGUGUCAGUACCAAAAAGAAAUCAUGGAAAGACCCCCACCUUUCAAGCCACCACCGCCUCCCAUCAAGUACACGUGCAUUCAAGAACCCCCUGGACAUGAUCUGCCUUGUCGUGAGAUGGAGGCACUGUGAGCUUCUGAGCUUUGCCAUGCAACAGCCCACUUCUGCAGUCUUGCUGAAAGAUACACCUUUCUGUACUAGCAUCAUCGCCAAGCAGCCGAGCCUCUGCUGCAGCUCAAGUGAAUGCUGGAAAUAAACGAGCUCCUUUCCCAGCACCUGUCCUCUGUCAUCUGCACACACUUGAGAUGUAAAUGAGAGUUCCAGCAGUGGUUCUCAACCUGCGUGUCUCAACCUCUUUGGCAAACCUAUAUCUCCAAAAAUUGCCUACACUAUGACUCAUAGCAAUAGCAAAAUUACUGUUAGGGAGUGGCAGUGAAAACAAUUUUAUGGUUGGGGGUGACCACAGCGUGAGGAAGUGUAUUCAAGGGUCGCAGCAUUAGGAAGGUUUGAGGACCACUGUGCUAGAGGAGAAAGCAAUGCUUCCAGCCAGGGCCAGUUCUAAUGACUCACUCACUUGCUUAUGUAAGAGGUACACAUCCAGAUGCUGUCAUUUUUUAAAAGUGCACUCUUUCCAUGUUUUAUCUCAGUGUUCUGACUGGGGGAGGACAGCGAUUUUCAGCAUAUGCUUUGUAUUGGUUAUUUUUUUUUUUUUUUUUUGCUAUAGUGUCCAAAUACCUGACAGUAAGCAAUUUAACAAGAGAGGCUUACAUCAUGACCUGAGGGAUGCAGGCCAUCAAAGAGGGGAAGGCAAGGUGGCAGGGUCCUGUGCCAGCUGCUUGUCACAUGACACUGGCAGAAAAGAGAGAUCUGUAACCUCCCCUCUCAGAUCUGCCAGCUAGAUCCCAUGUCUAAAAGGUUCCAGGACCUUUUAGAGGACCAAUUGGAUAAACAAAAGCCUGUGAGAAACACUUUACGCUCAAAUCAUAAACAUGCCCAUACAAAUCUUCAAUAUGUUUUCUGUCAUCCUGAACUAGUUGCCAAAAUUGUGAUCCUCUCUGACUUUUGUCACAUUCCCUGAGAAAAUUCUGAGACAAAAAUGUCAAAACCAUCACAGUAAUUCCAAAUGUUGGCAAAAGGUCUUCAUAUUCAAAUUCUGUCACUCAUUGUCACUGAAGGAAAAUACAUUACCCUGUCCAAGAACCGCAUCUCCAAUCCUCCCUGACCCUUCCUCUUCAUCAUGUUCAGCCCAAGCGCCAGCCUCAUGCACCAGAAUGGAGAAAGAUUAAGGAGUUAAGUAGCCAAGAAACCAGCUGCCUUCUAGAAUGAAUGAAAUUCAUUGGUUCCUGGAGCUGGGUGGUCUAGUUCUCUGUUCUGACUGUCUACAUACAUGUGCGCAUGUGCACACAUGCACAAAUGCAUAAUACUGCUAAGAGACGCCUACAUAAUUCCACAGACAUUCCAGCUGGAGACUUUCCUGUUCAUCCAGCCCACCUGCUUUGACUAGUCUUAAAACAGAAAAUCGAGUGGAUUGGAAGUAAAAGAGUGACCCUGCCCCUACCAACCUUUUCUGAAACACCUAAGCAGAAUUUACAAAGGAAGAAGAAAAGUCUCAUUAGUCAGGCAUACACUGUGUUCAGAAGCAUUUUACAACUGAGUAAAUUACAGAUCUCCCUUGUCACCUCCCACACUCCUUGCCCCAGGAGGGAAGAACAGAUGUUGUUGACAGAUGCAAACUCAGCAAACACAGAGUGGACUUUAGUCCCCAGAGGAGCCAUUUUGUUCACUCAUAAUGUGCUUAUCCCUAACUGCACAUGAAAACAACUUCAAAGUUUGUGUUUUCUAAUACUAUCUAAUACCACUGGAAAUCCAUUAAAUCUUCGUCUCUGAGGAGUCAGGUGCCUGCAUCAGCUUUCUCCAUUGAUUCACGUGGUCCCCGACAAAAGUAAGAACUACAGAACCAGUGCAAGUCCCUGCUCACAGAUCAAAAUCUCAGUCAGACACUUGGCUCUUGUGGCGGCCCUGUCCCAUGCAGGCAUGAUCAACUUGUGACCCAUAGGCUGUAUUUAUCCCAUGAUAGCUAUGAAUGUGACCCAACACACUCACUUGUAGAUCACAGUGUCAUGUCACAAUGUCAAAAAGUUGGACACCUUGUAUCUCCUUCAACACUGACCAAAGCUGGCUUGUAUAAACCAGUAUGGAAGUGAAGUACUCAACAAAUUUCAGUGUAAUUUGCCACAUAGCAGCAGAUAAUUAAUACAGCUUAACAUAUGGAAAAAUAAACUGUGCUUUAAUUAUUCUCAGUUCCUUGUUGGUUCUCAAGUAACAAAAACUUGCCUCAUAUACAUAACUCUUGGUCCAUGAAAUAAUUAUUUUUAUUUAAACAACUUAAUCACCAGUAAAGUAUUUGCAUUUUAUUGUGGAUUUAGUUUGUUGCUUUAUUUGGAGACAUGAAUACAAUCAGAGGUAUCAAGAUUAAAAAGUGGCAGAUUUGGAGAUACAUA
Messenger RNA from Cricetulus griseus (Chinese hamster), 4109 nucleotides. The record is from RefSeq and is a predicted model, not a curated record. NCBI's taxonomy places the organism in Eukaryota, Metazoa, Chordata, Mammalia, Rodentia, Cricetidae.